AUGCUUAAGGGAGAUCCAGUGGGGAUCCUCGCUGCUGCAGAGGUCAUCCGGCACUUAGCUAAGCGCAGCGCGCGGUGGCGCGAGCACAUCACAGUGGCGGGAGGAAUCCCGCCUCUGCUCGCUUUACUAAAAGCUGCCCAGCACCCGGUUUUAGUGGAAAGUGCAGCAGCUGCGGUGCGGAAUUUGGCAAUUGAGGAGGUGAGCCGGAAGCUUCUGCAAGCGGCAGGGGCAGUGGGGCCGGUUAUAGCUGCUCUAGUGGAGGCAGGAGGAGGGGAGAUUAAGGAGGAUACAGGCAGUGAGGGGAGUGAGAGAGAGAGUGGGAGUUUGGGUUCGAGAGGGGAGCACAAGAGGAAGAGCCUCUCUCAUGGGGAGGGUUAUUUUGCAGGUGUUUCUGCAGGCACGGGUGCACUCGCAGGUGCAGUUUCAGGUGGUGGUGGUGUCGGGAGCAGCAGUGGUGAACCUGGCAUCACGAGAGAUUCGAAGCACCAGAAUCAGAGCGUUGUUGAACAUCUCUCCUCUGCUGACCCUGCUAUUGCUUGUGCUGCUGCUGCUGCUGCUGCUGCUGGUGGUGGUGGUGCUGCCGCUGGUGAAGAUGGAGUUAUGGCCCAUGCCACAACACACAGUGGCACCGGGGCUAGAUUCCCUGCUCCUGCUCCUGCUCCCCUCGGUGUGAGUUCCCCUGGAAGCACCAGUCAUCGGCGCGUGGCUAGCGCGAUACAAGGCUCCCUUGGAGUCCUCGCCAGCGGCAGCGGCAGCAGCAGCAGCUACGGCAGCGGCAACGAGACGUCGUUUGCCAUACAGGAGCAUGCAGCUGCCAUUCUCUUCAGCCUGGCCAAGAGCGACGACAUGAAGAAGGAGAUCGGGCGCCUAGGAGCCAUUCCGCCUCUCGUCCGCCUCUUCUCCUCCUCCUGCCCCACGCUCCCCCUCAACUCCCCUUCCUUUUCCUUCCACGUUGCCCCGACCCCUCCUCACCCUCUUCCACCGCACAGCAUCUCUCUCCGCGUGCUCUAUUACCUCUCAGUCUACCGGCCAAACAAAGCGCUGAUUGUGGCAGCGGGUGCAGUGCCGUGCCUGCUGUCUGUGGUCCGGGAGCAAGACUCCAAAUCCAUGCUUGCGGAUGAUUGCGUGUUGCUGCUCACAUCACUGGCCGCAGUGCGAGAAGGGCAAGAGGCGAUUGUGGAGAGCGGCGGGAUCGCAGUGCUGGGGAGGGUGCUGGAGGAUGGGACGAUGCUGGGGAGGGAGAACGCCGGUGCGGCGCUGCUGCUGCUGGCACGGGCGGAAGGGGAGUGGCUCAAGGGUAUAGUGGCGGAAGCGGUGCUGCCGUCUCUUCUGGAGAUUGUGAAUGGGGUGGGGCAGAGCAACCGAGCGCGGGCUAAGGACUCGUCCCCGCUCCGAUUAGGCUCGCCGUCCCUGAUAAGCCUAGGCGACGGGCAGCUGAAAAAAAUGGUCAAGCGGAUGUUUCCGCCGCAUCCGGGGGGGGGAUUCAAGGGGUUCUGGGGAGUGGGCGGCGGGGGAGGUGGGAGCGUGGGGAGCGGAGGCGGGGCUGGGGGGGGAGGAGGCGGGGGGAGUGUGAAGACGGAGGUGCUGGCGUUCGAGAUAGGCAGUGUGAUGAGACGGUCGCUGGAGAUUUAUGACUGCAUGGGAGAGAAGACACUUGCUUCCCUGCGAUCCAACCUCCAGGCACCUGGAGUGGUCACCCUCAUCUCCAGUGAUCUCAGACUGCUCUGGAACCUCGCAGGGGUGGAAAAGCUGUUGGAGCUGCAGCGGGUGGCGGCGCGAGUGGCAGUGCUGGGGCGCAAGUGCCGCAGUGCGCGCCUGCACACGCUCGGAGACCUCUUUCCGCUGCUGCUCUCCCCGGAUUCCGACCUCUCGCACUUCGCCGUCUCCCCCGCUGAAGCUGACGCACUCAUCAAGUUUAUGAGGGAGCAAGCAGAGGCGACAGAGCGACUCAAGUCAGAGAUGGAGGCCAUUCAACAGCUGCACCACCGCAUUCAGGAGUAUGGAGAGUGGAACAAGCUGCAAGACAUGGUCGCUCAGGUACGCCCUGCUGGUGCGGCAGGUGUGCUGGCAUGGAAACCCAGGUUCGGCAUGGUGGUGCGGCGCGGCAGGUAUGGCAUGGUAUCCCAGGCUCGGCCUGUGCGCUGCCCACGCUAUGUGCAUCCAUUCAGGUUGUGCCACGUGGCUCAGGGCAAGUCAGUGGAGAAGCUACAGUCGCACUGCCUCUGGUCCUUCGACCUUGAUUACCUGCUGCAGCUGCUAGUGGCAGCGCUCUGCAUGAUCCGCCGUCGCAUCUUCACGUCCUUCGGCCCGCCGCCCUCCUCCGCGUCCCCCUCGGCGCCGUCGCUGGCAGUGGGGUCGCUGGGCGCGUGGGGACUAGCGCUGCACUAUGCCAACGUGGUGGUGCUGCUGGAGAGGAUCAUCCAGCAGCCAGAUGCGGUUAUGGGUCCCACCAGAGACGAGCUAUACGACAUGCUCCCGCGCAGCAUACAGCACGCGCUGCGGUGCCAGCUACAGGACCCCGAGAACUUCCUCCCCGAUGGGCGAGUGGAGGCGAACCUCAAGCGCGGGCUGCUGCUGCUGCCUACCAUGGCUCACAACACCAUCUUCUGGCAGUCGCUGCACACACCGGGGACCCUCAUGGGGGCAGAUGAGGUCGUCUUUCAAGUGCAGACGUUCUACUACGCAUGCAAGGAGGCAGUAGACGCGGCUCUCAUAGACGUGCUACUGGGCCCGUCCAACAGCACCAUGCGCUGCAACAUAUGCGCCACCCAUACCCUCUCCAAACCCGCCCUGCCCUCCCUCUUUCCUUCCACCCCCUUCUCUCUCCACCACCAGACGUUCUACUAUGCGUGCAAGGAGGCAGUAGACGCAGCUCUCAUAGACGUGUUGCUGGGUCUGUGCCGCAUCUGUGGCGUGGAGGAGCCUAUCUCAGGGCCCUUCCCCCACAAUCUCCCCCUUCCCUUCCCCCACCACCACCAGACGUUCUACUAUGCGUGCAAGGAGGCAGUAGAUGCAGCGCUCAUAGACGUGUUGUUAGGUCUGUGCCGCAUCUGCGGCGUAGAGGAGCCUAUCUCAGGGCCCUUCGCGCCCUCCUACCCCAUCCCCGCCUCCCUCUCCUCCUCCUCCAACCCCUCCCCCUCCUCCACCUUCUCUCCGCGGUCCCUCGACUCUUCUACAGCCAGCAGCGGCGGCGGGAGCUUUAGGAAGGGCGGGGGGUACGGAGGGGUUGGGAGUGGUGACGGGAUUGGGGGGUACGAGGAGACGGAUGAGCAGUUUUUGGCGAAGUAUGGAGGGGGGUCGAGCAGGGUGCUUAGCAGUGCGGCUGCGGAGGGGGGGGGGGAAUGGUGGUGA
Molecule: messenger RNA, 3351 nt
Organism: Closterium sp. Yama58-4
Lineage: Eukaryota; Viridiplantae; Streptophyta; Zygnematophyceae; Desmidiales; Closteriaceae
Source: the annotation of a GenBank genome assembly